CAUUAUGACAAUACAAUAUUAUUAUGAUUAUAUCGUUUUCAGAAUUUAAUUAACAUUUAGAGACACCGAGUUUGUUUCCAAUGACUGGAAUAAUUGCAUUUAAUAACAGACGCAUUCCGCAUGCGUAGCACUGUUUUACACACAAACGUAAAUACUAGCUCGUGCGUGUGAUUUCGUCAUUAUUAUUCAAUUUUGGGCGUCUAAUGAGUUGUGAGUAAUUCGAUCCCCGCGCUUACCUGCUGCUCAUCACCACCGAAAUUAUCGAGUGUCGACGAUGCCGAACAACCAGUUCAUGCACCCGAGAAAUAUCAACGUAAGCCACCUGCAUCAAGGAGCUGUCGGUAAAAUAUCCGGAGUUUAAUACUCGUCAACAAGUUUGAACGGCAAAAUCGUUUUCGACUUCAAAAAUCAGGACGGCCUCAGAUUGUUGACCACUAUACUAUUGAAGAAAGACUUCCACCUAGAUGUGCAUUUGCCAGCGGUAGACUGGUACCCACCGUUCGGUUACGACUUAACCAUUUUUUGUGGAUUGAAAAUCUGUUCAACUUGAACUACGACAAUACGAAAAAGAUCAAAAGAAUUUUUUUCAUCAAAGGAAUCAAAGGAAUCAAAUUAAUUGCCAUAUAAUAAUUAAAAGCAAAAUGAAUAACCAUGAGUCAGAUCAAGACAAUAACAAAAACAAAAAACAUCAAAUAUCUAUUGAAUUAGAUGACAGUGUAAUUCAACUUCCACUAUCAACCUUUAUUAAUAUAAUAGAAUAUGUUGUCACUAACCAUGUAUUGGAAAUUCAGACUGACAAGACAAUUAUUGACCUAAAUGAUUUGGUAAAUAAUCAGUAUUGGAAAAAAAAUUGUGAAAAUUUGAAGAAAACUCUCCACAUUUUAGAUUGUUAUAUAAAUCACUUGGAAAGAGAAUUAAAAAAAAAUAAGUUUGCACAACCAAAGAGAGGUACUAGUUGGGUUCAACAACAAGUUUCCUUAAGAAUGGACAACAAAAUGAAAAUGGCCAGUAAUGCACUUUGGAAUUCUAAUAAGAUCGAUCCAAUAUUUACAAUAUCAGAUAGUGAAGAUGAUGCUGCCAUAAUAACUGAUACGUCAAAAUUCAAACCAAUACAACCUAUAAAUGAAAAUAUUAUUGAUUUGAUUGAUUUAGAUGAUAAUACCAAAAACUUGGCAGAUAAAUAUAAACCAGCUUUGAAAUCAAAAACAAAUGUUUCUAUACCUGAUCUCAAAACCAAUGAUAAUAAUACAGUACUACCAAUUAAUACUGAAGCCGGCAAAACUUUAAGUAAUGGAGAAUGUUUAUCCACGACUAUACAGAAACGGAAACCUGGGUCAAAAUCAAAGACAAUGUUUGCUAGUGAAAUGGUUCUUUUUAGUGCUGAAAAUAAGAAAACUGUAAAAAAAAAAAUGCGUUUUAAUGAGUUUGAAGUUAUUAAUAAUAAAGAAUUAAAUAUAAAAAAUAUGUCAACUUAUAAUUCAGUAAAUAAAUUAAAAGUUCCUGAGAAGUAUAAUCAUAAUGUUUUCUAUAAGUCAUCAAACUUAAAGUAUCCACCACCUUUACCCUUAACAGUACCACAUAGAAAUCAACCGUCAUGGAAUAACUUGCCACCAAUACCUAAUAUGACAAUCGAAACUUCAGGAAAUAAAGUGACAUUGACUUGGAACAUGCAUUUGACCUGGAAGACAGCAAAUAUCAAAAUGUAUGAACUGUUUGUAUGCCAAGAGACUGAUGCACCUCCAAACAUUUCUAUGUGGAAAAAAAAGGGCAAUAUAGAAGCAGAUUUGUUGCCUAUGAUUAUUGAAGUAGAAUUGAUUGAUUUAGGACACAUUUACCAUUUUGCUCUAAGGGCGGUGGAUGUCCACAACAGACGUGCACCUUUUGCUGUACAAAAAACUAAGAUUUAGAAUUUAAAUAAUCAAUUUAUGAUAAGUAUUUUAUUUUAACUUUUUAUUGUAACUAAAUUAUUAUUAGCCAAUGGGUUAUUUUUAUUGUAAAAUAAUAAUUUAAAAAAGUUGAUAAAUCUUUUUUUCUUAAUAAUUUAAUAAUGACUUAUUAAUUAUACAUUAGAAAUUAGAUUAGUUUUAAUAUGCUAUACUUAUAAUGAUUAUAAUAAUUUUUGAAGAGAUUAAUAUUAAUUUUUAAAUCUUUACAAAUAAUAAUAGCAGUAUUUAAUGAGCUUUUAAGACCAAAAGAUUUAUAUAUUUUUCCUAAAUCUAUUAUUAAUAUUAUGGUUACAUAUCGGUACAACACUCCUAUGCUUACAUAUAAGUAAUAAUACA
This is a messenger RNA of Metopolophium dirhodum (rose-grain aphid), 2282 nucleotides long. RefSeq lists its product as uncharacterized. Gene Ontology annotation, cellular component: nucleus; transcription regulator complex. The coding region runs from base 642 to 1907 and encodes 421 amino acids. The record is from RefSeq and is a predicted model, not a curated record. NCBI's taxonomy places the organism in Eukaryota, Metazoa, Arthropoda, Insecta, Hemiptera, Aphididae. Gene Ontology annotation, biological process: regulation of DNA-templated transcription. Gene Ontology annotation, molecular function: protein binding; transcription coregulator activity. The transcript is spliced from 5 exons.